Ceratina calcarata is the source of this 750-nucleotide messenger RNA. RefSeq lists its product as uncharacterized. The coding region runs from base 1 to 750 and encodes 249 amino acids. The record is from RefSeq and is a predicted model, not a curated record. The transcript is spliced from 3 exons. Lineage: Eukaryota; Metazoa; Arthropoda; Insecta; Hymenoptera; Apidae.
AUGUUAAACGACACUCGACUGCCGAUCCACGGAUUCGUCAACGUUCCAGUUAUGAGAGUUCUCAAUUACUUGUGCCUCGUUCUGUUGAAUCAAGUGACGAACUAUGGAGGAUACGCGAAGCGAGUACACCUAAGGAUCGUGGUCCCGGACGUGAUCAACCAUCGCGUGCACACGCGGACCGUUCUCCUUCAUCUCCACGUGCCGGUUCCGAAGAAACCGCCGCCGAAGAACCACCACAAGCAUGAAUAUCACACGAACUGGAGUUCCUGGAGGUACGGACGGUACCAUGAUUAUGAACACGAGGGGGAGCCUGAAUUGGACCACGAGGAUCAUCACAUGGACGAGAAGGAGAAACCGAAGCGCCGGCAAAAGUAUUUUCCCGUUACCGAUUAUCACAGGGGUUCGUACUCACCGUCGUACGUCGACGACAAUGACAAUAACGUGGAGGAGAAGGAGCGCGAUUCUUAUGCGGUCCAUGAAGACGUGAACGACAUACCUCCGAACACCGAGACCAUGUCUUACAACUACGAAGAGGGAUAUAAGAAAGGCCUGGAGACGGAAAGCGGGCACUUAAAAUCGGAUCAGAUGCAUAAAUUUCACGAGGACCUGCGCGAGGAAGAGGGCGACGCGGAGGGCGGAGGAUUCAAAGAGGAUUUUCGGAUGAAAACCGACGCCGGGAGAUACAUCGUGGACGACGCGGAGUACGAGAACACCAGAGACAAGCGUGAACGAGCGAGAUCUAAAACCUAA